This is a messenger RNA of Naegleria gruberi, 2478 nucleotides long. RefSeq lists its product as uncharacterized. Gene Ontology annotation, biological process: centriole elongation; cilium assembly. The transcript has a single exon. The record is from RefSeq and is a predicted model, not a curated record. Lineage: Eukaryota; Heterolobosea; Eutetramitea; Acrasida; Naegleriidae. Gene Ontology annotation, molecular function: tubulin binding. Bases 1 to 2478 code for a protein of 825 amino acids. Gene Ontology annotation, cellular component: nucleus; centriole; centrosome.
AUGGCAACACUCAAAGAUGCUUUCCUUACUUCAUCUAUUCAACAAUAUUUCCAGCCUAUGCACCCAGAAUGGAACGAAAAUGAGGAAGAGGAUGAGGAAGAAUACAAAAAUUUUAUUGACAACACUGAAACUAUCGGAAAAGAUAUUACAAAUGAUGAUAUGGGUGAAGAGGAUGAGGAAUACAGAUACACAACAGAAAAUAACACUCCAAAUUUUGUAAAUAAUGAGUACUUUAAUAAUAUUAUUAAUAAUGACAACGAGAACUCAUUAGAAGAAUUACAAGAACCAGAGGAUUAUGAGACGUACUAUUAUAAUAAUGACUCUAAUGAUUCAGAUGGCGAAGAAAAUACCUCUUUCAAUCAUUUGGAGCUAGAAGGUGAACAUUCAGAUUCUGAGGAAGAGGAAACCAAACCUAAGGAACAAAGAUCUUUCCACAUGUAUAUUCCAAAAACCUUAACACCAAAAUCUAAACAAUCCUAUCAGUCUGGAAACGAGUCUUCUCAGUCAAUAAUCACUACUUAUCAACCUAACACAUCAAGUCUCAACAGUGCUAAAAUUACUAACGUUGAAGAAAUUCCAAUUCCCCACAGAUCAGAAAGUAAGCAAUCUUCUCCCAAAUCUACUACCACUUCCCCCAAUAGUUAUGAAAAUGAAUAUAAGGAUGAUGAGGAAUCUUCCAUAAAAUUCAAAAUGUUGAAAAGGAAUUCCAGAUGGGGAAAUUUGCUGAACAAAAUCUCAAAACCAGGAACAUAUGUACCUCCUACAAACAAACAUUCAAAGGAAGCAAUCCUAAAAUCCAAAUCUCAGGAUACAGCUCAAAAAACAGAACAAAAACAAGAUGUUCCUCUCAAAACAAGUCUUUCCAAUCAAAGAAAGAACGAACCUCUUAAAAAACAACCAGACACGAAAAAGAUAGAGAAACCAACAAAGACUGAAUCUCCACAAGUUGUCAAAACACUUCAAUCUUUACCAAAGGAGCAACAAGUGAUUAAUAAUCAAGAAUCUAAACAAGAAAAAACUUUGAAAGCCUACUUCUCCGAACCAUCUAUUCCUAAUGAUCUGUUCCUAGAAGAAGAUUCAAUCAACCAAGAGGACGAAGAAGGAUGGGGAACUUUUAUUAAUCGUAAUAAUGUAUAUAAUCCUUAUAAUUAUGAGCAAAAACCAAUUACAAGUCAAAAAACAAACCAACAACCACCAAAUGAUGAAGACCCCCAUAAAGCCAAAAUAUCAAAUAGUAGAUCAAUAAUAUCUAACUUCUUUCUUCCAAAAUCUCAAGAGGAAGAAAAGAAAAGACAAAUUAAGGAAAAGAUUGAAAAAAAGAAAGAGGAUAAAAAACUGAAAGAGCAAGAAGAAUUAAAACUUCAAGAAUUGGAAGAGCAACUAAUAUUUUAUAAGAAUGAAAAUGAAAAAACUAGGAGACUGAAAGAUGAGCUUCAAGCAGAAAGGCAAAACAUUGAAUGUGAAAAAUCAGAGUUUAAACGAUUUACAGAAGAGGAACGAGAAAAGUUUGAAAAAUAUAAACAGGAAGAAACACAAAAGUUAAAACGAGAAAGAAGAAUUCUAGAAAGAAAUAUCAAAGAUCAGCAACAAUCACUGAGUAGGAAAGAACAUGAGAAAGAAGUCAACGAUCUUAAGGAAAAAAUAGAAAAGUUGACUACUGAAUUUAAGAAUGAAAGGUCCAAACUUAAAUCAAAUAUCCAAGCUCUCAAAUCAAGAAAUGAACAAUUACAAGAAAAGAUAAUAGAGCUUGAGGAGAAUCUUAAAAAGAGGGAAUUAGAAAGAAUCGAUAACAAUUUUAGGAAAAAGCAAUCAAAAGAUAAUAUUUCUCAACCAUCUAUUAACUCAAGUCCUAGCAUUACCACCAAUACAAAGGUCAAUUCCCAACAAAAUCCUAAAACACCAAUCACACCAAAUAAGGAUGUGAAUAUCAAGCCUCUUCCAGAAACCAUGUCAACAAAAGUAAUGGAAAAGAUACCCUUAGUUAAAUCUCUUUAUCCUAAUAAUCACAAACUUGGGCUAUUAAAAAAAACCUUCCAGGUGAGCGAUAGUCAUUUCAAUGUAACAUGGGAAAAUGAAAAUUUUGGAGAAGUAGUAACCAGUAGAAGAGAAGUUGGGAAAGGAAAAAUUGAAAUUCUUUUCAAUACAGGAAGAAGAGAUGUGGAGUUUUCAAAUGGAAGUGUUAAGAAAAUAUUACCUGAUAGAUCUAGUCUAAUCUAUUUCAAUAAUGGUGAUAUCAAAAAGACCUUUGAGGAUGGAUUGGUUAUUUACUUUUUCAAUAACUUAAAAACAACCCAAAUUACAUAUCCAACAGGUGCUGAAAUGUACAAAUUCUCUAAUAACCAAAUUGAAACUCAUUUUCCUGGAGGAGAGAAGGAGGUUGUUUUUCCAGAUAAAACAAUUAAGUUUGUUGAUAACAAUGGAAGUGAGGAAAUUUGGUUCUCUGAUGGCACUUAUUCUAGAAAUGAUCCCAAUAAUUAA